This is a messenger RNA of Rhodamnia argentea, 824 nucleotides long. RefSeq names its product transcription factor MYB1-like. The coding region runs from base 117 to 824 and encodes 235 amino acids. The transcript has 4 exons. Lineage: Eukaryota; Viridiplantae; Streptophyta; Magnoliopsida; Myrtales; Myrtaceae. The record is from RefSeq and is a predicted model, not a curated record.
AUCCCCUGCUUAUAUAUACAUGGCUUUUUCGAGUGAACCUUCAUCCAACACGUGCUCAUCCUUUGGUCCUGAGUCGUUUCUGCACCCCGAAAAAGCGUGUGUUGGCAAAGGAGGCAAUGAAGGGAGCAAUAGGAGUGAGAAAAGGUGCGUGGACUGAGGAAGAGGACGUGUUGCUGAAGAAGUGCGUGGAAAGAUAUGGUGAAGGAAACUGGCACCAAGUCCCUCGCAGAGCAGGGUUGAACAGGUGCAGGAAAAGUUGCAGGUUGAGGUGGUUGAACUAUCUGAAGCCCACCAUCAAGAGAGGGGCGUUCCAGGAGGACGAGGUCGACAUGAUCAUCAGGCUUCACAAGCUUCUUGGUAAUCGAUGGUCACUGAUUGCGGGGAGACUUCCGGGAAGAACCUCGAACGACGUCAAGAACUACUGGAACACGCACUUGGCCAAAAAGGUCGUCCAUCACAAGCUGGAUGAAGACGACCCACUCGGGAAGUUCGCCGCCAAAGCGAACAUCAUACGGCCUCGACCUUGGACCUUCUCGAAGAGCUCGGCAUGGUUCAAUGGAAAAGCCACGUUAGUGGCUCCAAGGACUCCACCAGGUGGAAACCAUGGACAACCAUCUCCAGUGUUGUCGCGUCAGGACAAGGAGAGUGCAUGGUGGGAAAACCUGUUCACCGAUAGCAGCUCCGACGAAGGACAGCCGGACGCACGCUCGUGGCCUCGGGAACUUUCCAUGGAAGAGGGGCUAAAUGGUUGGAACAAGCACUCUUUCGACGCGGACAUUUGGGAACUUCUUGGGGUGAACCCUGAAGCCGUGAUCAAGCCGUGA